GGGUUUAAUGUUUACAUUAUGCAUGUAUUAAAAGAACUAUUAUGGAUUAGACUCUUGUGCACUCUUGUCUGUUUUUUAUCACGCAGACGUGUUUUCGGCGGUUUAUUUUCUGUCAGAUAAUCUCCAAAAUGUUGUGUAGCUUUAUCGUUUUUCAUUGAGUUUACACCACACAAGUAUGUUGGGGGUUUGUGAAGAGAACUGGACAGUGUCAACAUGCACCGCUCGGUACUUUCUGUGUUUUUUCGUGUUUAUAAAACGUCAAAAGGAAGAAUUAUUUCAGCGCGUACCUGUCACACAGAUAUUCACGUUCGAAGAUUUAUUUUGGAGAACACUGAGGUCGUGGGUGACCUGUCUCUGACCCCUGAGAUCCGUCUGAGGCUCUUUACUCCAAAAUGCAGAUUCUGGACAGAAAGACCAGAAUUAUGGCCUUUUAGUGACCCAUUCUGGGCAAUUUACUGGCCAGGUGGACAAGCCAUUUCGAGAUACUUAAUGGAUAAUCCAGAGAUUUGCAGAGGCAAAUCUGUGCUGGACGUGGGCAGCGGGUGUGGAGCUUCAGCUAUUGUAGCCAAAAAGUGUGGUGCUAAACAUGUCACGGCCAACGAUAUUGACUCCAUUGCAGGACUUGUGACCGUCAUAAAUUCAGAACUGAACAACCUGGAGCCCCCAGUUUGUUCCACCGAAAACAUGAUAAACUCAGAGCCCGUGCCCUUUGACCUGAUUCUCCUGGGAGAUAUGUUUUACGAUGAGAGCUUGGCCUCAACUCUUCACACUUGGUUGGAUCGCUGCAUUAAAUCUCAUGGAGCGACAGUGCUUAUUGGAGACCCAGGCAGAGCAGCGUUUGAGGGGCAAAACUUUCAUCAGCAUCUGCGUCUCUUGGCCCAGUAUAAACUCCCGCAAUCAGUGAGAGAGGAGAACUAUGGUUUAGUCUAUAGCAGCGUUUGGAGCUACAGACCUACACUUUAAACAUUUAACUUUUAUAGUAGAGACACUGUUUAUAUAAAUGGACAUAGCUACCGGUAAGUGUGACUUUAGACAAGCGCCCUUCACCAGAAAGGUUAUACAGUGGACCUUUUGAUGGAUUCAACAUUUAUAUUAAUCUCACUGUGUAUCAACUGGUAAUGUAAUAUUCACUUUUGUUUACUCAAUCUUAUUAUAAUCAAUGUAUUAAUAUGUGCACUUAAACAAUUCUGUUUCUGAGUAUUGCAGACAUUAUGAGUUGCAGAAGGUCAUAAAAGUCAUAUCUACUCAAUAACAGGAAACAUCUUGGGCGACCAUUGCUUAAGGAAGAUAAACUAAGGAAGAUGAAAUGAGGAAGGGCAGACUGACCUUAACUCUGUCCUGAAUACACUGUACUGAAGUGUUAUUUUUGUGUUUCCUGUAAGCAAAAAGGAACUACUCAUGUUGUAAUGUUUUGCAUGUUCCCCCUCCCGUUCUGAGAUGAGUAGUUCCCACGACACUUCAGACAAAACAUACCCUGACCUAGAACCGCUUAAAUCUAGGCAGGGGUCUCCACUCGCAGACCAGAGUGAGAUUAUAUUUGUAUACAGAACUUGGAAAGCUGAGGAUGUAAAGAAGGCCGUAGAAGGCAUUACACCUUACAAAGACGAUGUAAAUCAGUUCUGUGUUGAAAUGGAGGCUCUCCGAGACUCCUAUAAAUUAAAUGGUCUUGAGACGCAGCAGGCCUGGAUGGCUGCGCUGGGCUCCAAUUGGAGCCAUGUCAGAGGUGACUGGGAUCCCUCAGGAACUGAUGGUAAAUCUCUAAAACAUGAUGCUCAGGACUUGACUGUCAGAAUACACGCCCUGGCAGAGAGAACUAAAACUUGAGGACUUCAAAAUUAGAAUGAUCAAAGUGUUUAAAACACACAGUGGAUUAGAAGAAAGUGAUGAUACGCAGGGUCCGUAUCAACAACAGCUCAAAAACGCCUUACAUGCAGGAGGAAAAACUAUAGCAGAAAGCAGAAAAACUGUGAUUUUUCUGCUCCGAAGCCUAUUACUGAAAAACAACUUGUAUAAUUUUUAGGUCUUACAAAUUAUUGCAGACAGUGGAUUCUAAACUGCGCUGAAAUUAUUAACCCACUGCAUAAAUUAAUUUAUGAUGAGCAAAUAACCAUGACAACUCCUUUAAAAUGGACAGCGAACGCCCUCCUAGCAAAGGUACUUCAAGACUUGAUUUUUCCUGAACCAAAAAGCAAAAAGGAACUACUCAUGUUGUAAUGUUUUGCCUGUUCCCCCUCCCGUUCUGAGAUGAGUAGUUCCCAUGUAACUAGGGCUCCUAAUACUGAAUAAAAGGCUUGGAGAAACGAGAGGAGACUUUAGAGGGUAUUGGGGGAACAGCAAGUUACAUGUAACUAAGGUUAUUCUCUCGGUACUCCCUCCACGCGUGUAAAAGAUAUUAAUCUCUUGUCUUCUCUCUUGUUAUUGAAUAUUGAGUAUAGGUGUAAAGGUGAACCUAUCACCUUUAACAAAAAGACAAAUACCUCAAACAUCAAUUUAUCACCAGCUGCUCCAAGGACAUCUCCAGCUUGGUACUUGUUGCCAUUUUUUGUAGAUAUUUCUGUGUGUGAUAUGGGUCGCCUUGACCUUGCCUAGACAAUACUGCUGUGUGUUUUGUACAA
This is a messenger RNA of Boleophthalmus pectinirostris (great blue-spotted mudskipper), 2615 nucleotides long. RefSeq names its product electron transfer flavoprotein subunit beta lysine methyltransferase (gene etfbkmt). The record is from RefSeq and is a predicted model, not a curated record. The transcript is spliced from 3 exons. Gene Ontology annotation, cellular component: mitochondrial matrix. Bases 214 to 963 code for a protein of 249 amino acids. NCBI's taxonomy places the organism in Eukaryota, Metazoa, Chordata, Actinopteri, Gobiiformes, Gobiidae. Gene Ontology annotation, molecular function: protein-lysine N-methyltransferase activity. Gene Ontology annotation, biological process: peptidyl-lysine trimethylation.